This is a messenger RNA of Gadus chalcogrammus (walleye pollock), 542 nucleotides long. It is a transcript of the gene s100a11, whose product is annotated as S100 calcium binding protein A11. The record is from RefSeq and is a predicted model, not a curated record. Bases 104 to 367 code for a protein of 87 amino acids. Gene Ontology annotation, cellular component: perinuclear region of cytoplasm. NCBI's taxonomy places the organism in Eukaryota, Metazoa, Chordata, Actinopteri, Gadiformes, Gadidae. Gene Ontology annotation, molecular function: calcium ion binding; transition metal ion binding. The transcript has 3 exons.
AAAUGCAGGGGGAUGUGGGAGCUGGAGGAAAAGCAAGAGACGAGGAACUCACUACCAACACCAACAGCUCUUAAGCAGUCAGAAUCCAAUCCCAACAGUCGCCAUGGAAGCCGCCAUCAACGUCCUGGUCUCCCAGUUCAAGACCCAUGCUGGCAAGGACGGCGCAGCCACCACACUCAGCAAGGAAGAGUUCCACAGCCUGGUGAAGAGCGACCUGCCCAACCUGGUCAAGAAUUCAGCCGACCCAGCAGUGAUUGAUCGGCUAAUGAGCUCGCUGGACGAAAACAACGACGGGGAGCUGACAUUCAAUGAGUUCUGGCAGCUGAUCGGAACCCUGGCUGGCAAACAAGCAGGACUCACUCAGUAGAAUUGUACGGCCUUUCCUGAGGAUUGCGCAAUGAAUUUGAGUGCAAUAAACUGUAUUCACUGUACCCUGAAGGGCAUUUACCUCUAAUUAAUUUUCCCAUUUAUGUCUUCAUGAUGUUGGAAGAGUUUGUUUAAGCAAUUUCUGAGAUCGUAAAAUGUUGAAUAAAGACGUUUUU